ACGGUGAGUGGGCUGUUCUAUUUCUAGUAGAAAAGUAGCUACGUCGACUACGUUUCUAGGUGACAAGAUUGCUCCUGUGUUUGCCUUUGUUGUUGUACCACUGUUCACUUUGAGGAAACCUGUUGGAUCACCGUAUACAGAUUAUUUUCGACACAGAUCUUCAUACAUCUGAGGAGCCAGGAUGCGUCGGAGGGUAUCAUCAUGUAGUAUUCAUUCAGACAACAGCGAACCCGACGUCGAUGUAGUUGCUCAGACAGAGCUGAAUAAGCUGCAGAGGGAGUUUCGCAUCAUGGUAGGAUCUCGGCAGGCAUAUGCCGCAGAGUCAGAAGAUAUGAUCCGGAGACAGUUACGAGGAAUCCAGAGCCUGCAGGACGAGCACGAUGAGUUACAGUGUAACCUUCGCGUGAUACAGGGAAGGAGAUACCAAGACACAGAUGCCACUCAGGACCUCUGCCACAUACUGGUCUUCCACGACAGUGUGGAAUCGCAAACAGACAGGGAGAAACAGACACUGAAGAGCACAAAGCAGGAGAUUUUGAGGCUUGAGAAAGAGAUGGAAGAUAGGAGAAGAGAGAAACUGCCUGUGAUCAGUAGAUGUAGCAGUCGUGUUUUGGAGAACAAACUACACCAGGGGAAUAUACAUUGCAACAAGUUAAUGUCAAAGAAUAGGCAGCUCAGGGAAGAUCUUAAAAUGCUCCACAUUGAGCGAAAACAGUUCAAACAAGUAUACUGCAAACUGGAAAAGGAGUUGGAACUCAUUCAGAGAAAUAUAAGGGAUGCCAUGAAUAAGACCUCUGCUGCAUCUGAUGGAAGGUUGGAUAUGCAGAUGAAGGCCAUGCUUUUAAAAGAGAAAACCAUGAAGGACAUGGUACAACAUAAUGUAGAUAUAGGUGAACUACAGAGGGUUAUCUCCCAUAAUGAUCAGCUCAAGAACUUCAUGAGCAUCAAGAACCAAGAGAGAACAAGUCAGGGAGAGAACCAGGACCAUCCCCGAAAACAAGAGAAAGAAGAGAAGAAAGAGGGGAUAGACAUGGAGAUGUCAUUCAAGAAAAUGCAAGAUGUACUUGGAGAUGACUUGGAACAAAUUGUGACGAAGUUCACUAAAGUUGAGGAUUGGAAUUUUUCUUUACUGAAAUACGUCAAUGAACAGAACACUGAGGCAGAGCAUAUGAAGGACCACAUAGGUCAGAUCCUAAAGGAGAUAGAUCAUCUGAACGCUGAGUGGCAGAAGCAGCAGGAUGAGCACGCUGCUCUAAUCCAAAACAUCACCUCUCACCAGCAGCAGACAGAACAACAGAGGCAGGCCUACGAACUGCGCAUCACAACCAUCAACAAGACUCUGGAGCAGCUCAAAACAGGUAUAAAUGCUGUCCUUAACAAGAUUAACUGUGAUCGCUCUGCAAUCGAUGAGAAAUUGGGAGCCUCCUGUGAUAACAGAGAGAGCAUCAUCAUGGCCUAUGUGGGCCUUGUGGAGCACCGCACCAAUGAGAUGCUUACCAUUCAGUCCUUCCUCGAUGCUAAGGACCUUGACAAGGAGUACAGUGUCGGGGCAACAGCGUGUCACUUGCUGGGGCAGAGUCCCCUAUUGUCCCAACAAGAUCUGAUCAUCAGACCACCUGCUGUUUGGGAUGAUACUGAUACAGAGGAGUGCAAUCUCACCAUGAAGGAAAGAACCCUUUCCAGAGAAGAGCUUUACCCGCAUGCCUUAAAGAGGAUGCAGAGGAGAAACAGAGUCAGCCUUGGGCCUAACUCUGGCCAGCGACGCACCCUAGAUUUGCCUUGAUGGGGGUUUGUGACCUUGUUGGCCUCGGAGGUGGUGUGCUUACAGCUUAUUUUUAUAUGUACAUUUUGUGAGGACAAACAAGUAAGGACUCAAAUUGUUUUGCUGCUCCUUGAACUCCUA
This is a messenger RNA of Clupea harengus (Atlantic herring), 1903 nucleotides long. Its product is annotated as coiled-coil domain-containing protein 63-like. Gene Ontology annotation, biological process: cilium movement; outer dynein arm assembly. The record is from RefSeq and is a predicted model, not a curated record. Bases 182 to 1783 code for a protein of 533 amino acids. The transcript has 15 exons. Gene Ontology annotation, cellular component: axoneme. NCBI's taxonomy places the organism in Eukaryota, Metazoa, Chordata, Actinopteri, Clupeiformes, Clupeidae.